This is a messenger RNA of Striga asiatica, 627 nucleotides long. Lineage: Eukaryota; Viridiplantae; Streptophyta; Magnoliopsida; Lamiales; Orobanchaceae. The record is from the annotation of a GenBank genome assembly.
AUGGAUCAAUUUCCCUUGAUGGUAUGCCCCGAUCGAAGCGCAGGCUUGGAGAAGGGAGAUAAAGUUGAGCACAAGCUGCAACAACACAAGCCAAAGUUGCAGCAGAAGGGCACACUCUCGAAUCGAGCAUUUUACGGAAAAAACUCAAAGCUCGAUCGGCCGAGUCGUUCUGCACGAGCCCGGAAAUCAGAGCUUCCGCAAACCACUAUCUGGCCAUGGAUAACUCGUCCCACAUCGAAACUUCCCAACUUGGCAACAGCAGAGGCCAGGGACCCGAAAGUCUGCAAAUCGGGGCUUACAUUUUCAGCCCGCAUUCGAGAAAAGAGUUUCAAAACCUCAUCAAGAUUUGCUUCCACAGAAUACGCAUUAAUCAAGCUAUUCCACGACACGAUAUCCUUCUCCCCCAACGACUUGAACAAUUCCCGAGCAUUUUCGACAUGCCCGCAUUUGGCAUAUACAGACAACAAACAGUUCAUCAGGACUAUUACGGACCCAAUCUCGACGUGCAUUUUAUCGGAAGCUCCGGUGAGCAUAUUCAGAAUUGUGACUGAGCUGGGUACAAUACCUUCGCGCUGCAUACGGUUGUACAUCGAAAACGCGCUCGCCAUGUCACGGGCGUGCGAGUAG